Trichoplax adhaerens is the source of this 1986-nucleotide messenger RNA. RefSeq lists its product as uncharacterized. The record is from RefSeq and is a predicted model, not a curated record. Lineage: Eukaryota; Metazoa; Placozoa; Uniplacotomia; Trichoplacea; Trichoplacidae. The coding region runs from base 1 to 1986 and encodes 661 amino acids. Gene Ontology annotation, biological process: signal transduction. The transcript is spliced from 25 exons.
AUGGAUAAAGAUCUUUGGAGAACAAGAUUGAGGUCGUUAGUGGAAAGUUUACCAAAGCCCAAUUAUAACUUAUUAAAAUAUUUGUGUAAAUUCCUGGUUGAUGUUUCUUUAAACGAAGACAAGAACAGAAUGACUUCCUUAGCCUUAUCUGUAAUCUUCGGACCUAACUUUUUCAGAUCGCCGACUACUCCAACUGGAUUUAUUGAACAAGAGAAACUUAAUGGCCUUGUUCUUCGUUUUAUUCAAGAUUACGAUUACAUUUUUAAGGCUGAAGAUGAAAUCUCACCUUAUGACGUAAGACGCAUUCGCGUUCAAGAAGCUAAUUUAAAAAAGAAGAAUGUAUCCGUCCAGCUAUUGAAAUCGAAUGAAGAAGAUCCAUCGAACCAAUCAUUUUAUUAUUUCAGUCAAAGAAUUCGAAAUGAAGAAAAGCGCAGCGAUAAAACUAAGUACGAACUUAAUAACCAACAAAGAAAUCAGGACAAGCUAAGCGAAGUUUCGAUCCUAAUACUAAUUAAAGGUUUUGAUAAUAGGUCCUACGUUUCGGAUGGCUUUACACCUUUUCUAUCACUGAGUGAAAGCGGACAUUCCAAUUGUAGUAGUUCCUCCUUAGUUGUAGGUAUUCGUAUAAGAAACGACCUUGAAAUGGCAAUUCGCGAAUGCAUUGAUACAUAUUUAUAUGCGCAACCAGCGUUAGAAACGGUAAACAUUAAAGAUGACAGCGAGUUAGAACGUUCAGACAUGAGAACUAACAAUUUACAAAACCAAGAUAGUUUAAAUUCGUCUCAUGUUCCGAAAUAUUUAGACAGGCCAAAUGAAGCAACUCCGGAUGGAGAGCAUCAAUGUGCCGGCGCCUCAAUCUGUAGCCAAGACUGCUUUAAUUGGUCAUAUGUUUGUACAAAUCCACCAAGCAAUUCCAUAUCCAUUAACAUCGGUUUUAUUCCUUAUUAUGAUGUCUUAAAUAUCCAUACUAACUAUCGUCAAGCUGACAUUGGGAAGAGCUACUCACCAUCAAAAGCGGCGAUUACCAAAUUUUACAAGAAACAAGAUAGCCACAUACCUAAUGAAGAUGAUGGAUGUGAUAUCUCUCAAAUCAUAAGGGCUGAAACGUUGAAGAACAAAGAGAUCAACGAAAGUCUAAACACUCCCUCAAAAGAUGCUGGCAAAUUAGGAUUAUCCUACGGUAUACUGCAGAAGUGCCGAAGAAAUAAUUGUAUGUUUCACCGCAAUAACAACGUCUUUAAUGACAAUCUUUAUCCAGAUACCUCUACCGGUCAGCAAGAUUCACUAAGUGAAAAUAUAAUAAUCGCUGCGGUCGAAAAUAGAUGUAUGUAUGACAAAGUUAAUGCCAUGAACGUAGAAUGUAUGAUAGCACGAUUGAAAGCCUUAGAGCGAAUUAACAAUCAAGUGACUAAAGACAAUGAGGAUGCGGGUGUGCCUCAGAAUUCGGGAAGUCAUCUACUCGAAUUGAAAUUAAUUAAGGAAGCACUAAAAGAUCCUCAACGCAAAAGAAACUUUGUUGAACAUAUGCUGGAUUUGCUUAUAAUAAAAAGGCAGGAAGCUGGCAGACCAGCGGAUUUAGAUUUAAUGUCCACUAAGCAAAUUCGAGACGAGAAGUUGCAACUACAAAAGAUACUCUUAAAAUAUGAAACACACUUUGGAAAACCGAGAUCUGAGUGUCCCGCCGAUGGCUUAAUGGAUGCUACAAUCUCAUCAACAAGCGGUCAUGAAAGAACUAAUUUUCAUGUUAGCAGCAUUUGCCUUUCAGAAGCACAAGUAGAACUAAGAGCUUGCAAAUUGAAAAAGAAGUUAUUGCAGAAAGAACUUAAACAUUUUGAAAAUUGCUUCUCGGACAAGAACGGAAGAAAAGUGACAAAGCUUGAUCGAGUCCCGCUGGCACAACAGUACCAUGAAUAUAAGCUCCUGAAAGCCAAAAUUACGAAAUUACGAAUAAUGAUUGAUGAAACUCAAAGUGCCGUUAAUAAUUAA